AGCAGUGCUGUCCUGAUGCUGGUUAGUGUCGGUGUGGCUCAGGUCAGUGAGCCUCAGGACCAGCUCUCUCUCUCUCCAGCAGUGUGGGCCCUGUUCUCAGUGCAGUAGUAACCUGUUGGUUCUUCUCUCAGAGAUGCUCAGUACCCAAGACAUGGAGACAGUUGCCGAGGCAACAGGCUGCUUGUCCGAGCUCCAGCCCCUGCAGUGCGAGACAGACUGUCUCUCAGACCGGUACCGCUCCAUCACAGGAGAGUGCAACAACAGGAAGCACCCCCGCUGGGGUGCGGCCAACACCCCCUACGCUCGCUGGCUGCCAGCACAGUACGAGGACGGUCGCAGCGCCCCCCGCAGCUGGGACCCCCAGCACCGCUACAACGGACACCCCCUGCCCCCGGUAAGAACGCUCCUCCCCUCGGCUCGCUGGACCCCUGAGCGGACCGGGAGACAGCGGGCGGCUCGUCCUGACGUCUGCACGGGGGAAGAGGAACACGCCAGCUGCCCGCAGCGACUCCACGUGACAGCCGAGUUUAAACGAGCGCGCUUCAUUCUCGUCAGCGAAUCAGAAAUGACCCAGCCUGAGGACACAGACCCCCACUGCGGCGCGGUUCCCCGCCUGGCACAUGGCUUCUCCCUGCGCUGUGGCGCCGCGGUCCUCUACGAGUGUCGCCGUGGUUACCAGCUGCGGGGCUCCCCUUCCGUGACCUGUGACCCCCACAGUGGGCAGUGGCGCCCAGCUCCCCCCGCCUGCCAAGAUAUUGACGAGUGUGCCAGCUUCCCUGCGCCCUGCCCGCCCUCGGACACCUGCGUCAACACGCCGGGGUCCCACCUGUGCACAGACAAGGGGACGGCCCCCUCGCCCCAUGUGACCUCCGUGGUCGCCGCGGUGAUGGCAGUGACGGGAGGCGUGGCUCUGCUGUUGCUGGUGGUCACAUGCUACAGGAGGGUUGGCAAGAGACGACAGCCUAUGAUUGGUGGAUGCUGCGGAAAGGAGGCGGGGCCGAGAAUUGUCCAAUUCCCCGCCGGGGAAGGACACACCACUGAGAAGAAAGGGGAGGGGCCACAACGAGACUAGCGAUUACAGACCAAUCAGACUGCGUCCAUGUGCUAAUAACACACACUCAUCGCACAGCUGGUCUGUCUCUAGACUCAUAUACUCACAGUAGUUUCCUGUAAUACUGCGUCAGGCAGCUGACAGAAAUGUCUUUGCUUCCUAUUAAACUGGCAGAGUUUACACUGCUCUCCUUGGGUGAAUGUUGUUCUUGCCUGAACAGAACCCGUCCAGUGACGUUCUCCAGGAUCAGUCCAGCUCAAGUCCAGGACAGCUGUUGUCAUCCACUGGAGUCCAUCUGACCCAGGUGCUGGCUGGGUAACCAACAGGACUGGGAGACCAGCUCUGACACACACAUAUACAGAGACAGACAGACACAAACGCGCAGACAAAGAUACACAUUGAUACACGCACACUGAUAGAGGUUCACACAGAUAUACACACACUGAUAGAGGUUCACACAGAUACACA
Messenger RNA from Lepisosteus oculatus (spotted gar), 1519 nucleotides. NCBI's taxonomy places the organism in Eukaryota, Metazoa, Chordata, Actinopteri, Semionotiformes, Lepisosteidae. The record is from RefSeq and is a predicted model, not a curated record.